Molecule: messenger RNA, 1386 nt
Organism: Neurospora tetraspora
Lineage: Eukaryota; Fungi; Ascomycota; Sordariomycetes; Sordariales; Sordariaceae
Exons: 4
Coding region: 247-1266 (339 amino acids)
Biological process (GO): regulation of DNA-templated transcription
Source: RefSeq, a predicted model, not a curated record
GAGAUAUACCCACGACCUGCAUCUCUUAGAUCGCCCGCCGUCUCUUUUUUUCGACUCGGCCCAGACUGCUUAUUCCACCAGCACCCUUGCUAGUGUCCGGCUUCUCUUUGGUGGUGUGGUCCGGCCUAGUUAUCCGCUCUUCUUAGCCGUCCUUGCCCCGUAUCGUUAGUCUCGCGCUAUAGCUGUCCGGCGUUUAUUAUAAGUUUGAGACGUGGGAACCUCCAUCCCGAGCCAAGUCUACCCAACAUGUCACACCAUACCAACAGCACGACAAAUAACACGGACCGUACUCCCCCCGAGUACUCUCAUUCAGAGCAAGCACCUGGCCCUGUGCCUUACACAACACAGCAGGAAGGACGCCCUCCCGUCUACCCAGCCGCCCCUGCCCCCGGCCAACCCUACCCGGCCCCGUCUGGAACCCCCGCCUCUGAAUACGGCUACUCGGGUCACCGUGGAAGUACCAGUUUCCCAGACACGAUGAUGGGAUAUCGCUCCUCCCAGAGCCAUCCCAGCAAUGGGGUCCCUUCAUCCAACAUGUCGGGUCCUGGGCACGCCUACCCACACCCGGCCUAUUCCUCCUACGCGCCUCCUCCUCCCGACGUGACUAGCCCAUACCAGCACAGCGCUCCUAGCGCAGGACUCUAUGCCCAACCCCGUCCCGACUGGGCGACAUAUCAGCAAAACGGCCCCAUGCAGGGCCAUGCCGUCUUCCCCCCUACACAUUCCCCGGCUCCUGCUCAAACUCGGCAGAAUCAGCAGGUUUAUUCGUUUGUUCCUAUCCCCGGCUCCACCCAGCAUAAGCGACCACGCAGGCGCUUCGAGGAAAUCGAGCGCAUGUACAAGUGCGGAUGGAAUGGCUGCGAGAAGGCUUAUGGUACACUCAACCAUCUGAAUGCGCACGUCACCAUGCAGUCGCAUGGAACGAAGCGGACUCCUGAAGAGUUCAAGGAGAUUCGCAAGGAGUGGAAGGCGCGCAAGAAGGAGGAGGAGGCGCAACGCAAGGCCGCCGAGGAACGAGCACGCGCUGCGUCCACCACUCAAACAACACAGAGUGCCGAGAACAACUCGUAUGCCGCGAGAGGCGCCGUCCAACUUCCACCAAUUGGUUCCAACACGCCAGUGUCGCAGUACCCCCUGCCGGAAUACAAUGGCCCGGCAUACCAGAACUACCCUCCCGGCUCUGGUUCCCCCUAUCACCCCAAUGGUUAUAGCACAGCCCAACGUAAGUACCAAAAAGUCUCUUCUUUCCGACGAAGCAUAUGCUAAUCAUACCCAGAUGCCAAUGGGCAGGCUUAGUAGUUUACUCUUCUCGUUGUGAUUAAGAGUCACCACAUAGGAAAGAGAGAGUGUGUGUGAACGACACGAAUCGAUACUGGUCCUCCGGAG